UUAAGAUCGACAAGCUUGAACACUAAGGCUGAUUUUAAUAAGCCCAUUGUGGUUGGAUGCUCAAACAUGCUUGAGGGGGUCUGACUGAAUGCUGCGCAGCUGCGAAAGCUCUAAGGCUGCCCUAAGAAAAUGCCUAAUACAUGCGAGGUUUGCGCCUCGGAACCCUCCAAAUACCGAUGUCCGACAUGUGGGCUUAUGAGCUGCUCGCUCGCCUGCACCCAGUCUCACAAGAUCUAUUGUGCGCCCAAAGCACCAUCGCCAAAGACAUCCGAAGAAGUGAAUGGUACCCGUCACCAACCACAAGAAGUCAAUGGGCAUACUGGUGAAAAUACGCAUGAGUCACAGAACGAUACCGACCCCCGUGCUUUAGGGUCCUCACCCCAACUUAAGGGGCUGUUCGAUCGUUAUCCAGCACUACGUGACCAGUUACGAGAUAUCUACAAGGCUACCCUUGAGGAGGAAUGGGUUGAGACUCAAGCUCAUGGAGGCCGACGACCCUUUGGACGGGGAAAGGGAGCCCCUCGCAGCCGAGGACCUUGGACUCGUGAGAAGGGCUUCAACAGAGGGUUGGGAAAAGUCAGGAAACUAAGGGAGAUGUGCGAGGAAGGCUCGGAGGUCGGGAAAAAUGCCGAAGGCUACAUGCGAUUCGUAGCCUUGGUCAAUGGAGAGCGUUUCCCUCGGGAAUCUGCAUAAUGUAUACUUAUUUCGUUUCCUCUUUUCUCUUCUGCCUGGGGUAACAUCUCGUGUGCAUAGAACGGGAGUUUUAGAGUCAUGUGUUUGCCAGACAUCCUCGACCUCAAUUAACUGUGCCGAGGCUGAACAUGUUUGUAAAAAAAAAAAAAAAAUAUCGGGCAAUAAACCAACAACCGUUCACCUCGGAGAGUUCCUCAGCAGAGGGCCGAGUAUAUUCGUGGUAACCUUGAUUGAUGUAUAGUAC
Aspergillus caelatus is the source of this 937-nucleotide messenger RNA. RefSeq names its product zinc finger HIT domain-containing protein. Lineage: Eukaryota; Fungi; Ascomycota; Eurotiomycetes; Eurotiales; Aspergillaceae. The transcript has 2 exons. The coding region runs from base 130 to 693 and encodes 187 amino acids. The record is from RefSeq and is a predicted model, not a curated record.